AUGUUGUUGCAUAUGGCGUUGGGACGCAGAUUCUUCGCUACAAAGAAGAAGCUAGACCUGACUGGGACCGUUAACCUGAUUGCAAAAGCUGCUGCGGAGGCAUCUGAGGGAACCCGAAUGAGAUUGCAGAGAAGACUAUUCGAUGAUGCUCAAGAAGUGGAUCCUUCCGACUAUGAAAUCGGACCCGCUACUGAGUAUAUACCGCGAGACUCAGCCUUGGAGUAUCUGCCCAAGCAAGACCACUCAGAUGAAAUAUCCAGCAUUUUGGCCUUCCAGUCUACAAACGCGAAUCUUUUGAAGCAGGAGAUGCAGUUCUUGUUACCACAUCCAUUGGAAAGGAAGUUUGAACCUGAACCACCUAUCCGGUUUGAUUUCAUCAGAGGAAGACACCAUGAAAGUUUGGAUUUUUCAGGCGCAUAUUUUCUUGCUUUUGAGAACGACUCCGAGGCUGCAGCUUAUUGGAUUGAAACGAGAGGAUCGCUCUUGGAGGGCAAGACUAUUGAUCUGCGUUUCGUGAAAUUUGCAGACGUAUACAAGCACAUGUUCACGCCCAUACUGCCGUACAUCAACGGUGAGGUUUUGUCAUCUCGUGAGACCCUCAAUGAAUUAGACCCUUCGUUCCUUAAAUUGCGAGACGGAGAUAUUGGGAGAAAUAAAUGUGCCAUAAUAAGAGGCCUGCCUACGAAACUAACGAAGGCAGAGCUCAUAGACGAGCUCUGGGAAUUCAAGCUGCACCCCAACGAGGAUCUGGCCAUACAGAAAAUUGAAAGAAGAACGAAAAACGGGGCGAUUCAAACGGGGAGACCCAGCGAUUGGGUUAUUGCAUUUGACAACUCGCUGGAUCCCAGUAGGUUCGCAAAGAGAUACCAUCACAGGCGAUUCUUUCCCUCCAAACCGGACGAAAUUUGUCAGGUAGAGCUACUGUGA
This is a messenger RNA of Kuraishia capsulata CBS 1993, 927 nucleotides long. RefSeq lists its product as uncharacterized. The coding region runs from base 1 to 927 and encodes 308 amino acids. The record is from RefSeq and is a predicted model, not a curated record. Lineage: Eukaryota; Fungi; Ascomycota; Pichiomycetes; Pichiales; Pichiaceae. The transcript has a single exon.